Rubroshorea leprosula is the source of this 1120-nucleotide messenger RNA. The record is from the annotation of a GenBank genome assembly. NCBI's taxonomy places the organism in Eukaryota, Viridiplantae, Streptophyta, Magnoliopsida, Malvales, Dipterocarpaceae.
AUUUUGGAUUUCUAAGUUUUAACAUCUAUUUUGCAGGCACGUCUCAAGUCACUUGGGGAAACCUGGGAACCUACUGAUGUUGGGUCACCUAGCUCAUGCUUUAAAUGUGGUGGCAAUGGGCAUUUUGCACGUGAAUGCCCAAAUUCUUCUAAGCUCAUGCUUUAAAUGUGGUGGUGAAGGGCAUUUUGCACGUGAAUGCCCAAAUUCUUCCAAGCCUGGUAAGAGGAGGCGUGGUAAAGAAACUAUAAGCUACUUGGGUUUCAUGUCUGCACCCAAUGUCAGUGACAAGGGUUUUUUAAAAAAGAAAAAAGUAUAUGAUGGAGAUAGAGAGUUCAGAACACCACAGAAAGAAAAACAGAGAGGUGGCUGGAUUACAGAGCAUCCUGGAGAUUACUCUGAAAGGAAGUCUAGAAAAAAACCUUGGAAUUCUCCCUCAACUCCAUCAAGUAAGGGCCAUCAAAUUUCUGCUUUAACAGCUGGUGGUCAUUUCUCUGGUUCUCAAUCAUCUAAAAUGCAGACUCAUAGAUUUUCAGCACCAAGGUUUAACAAUAAUUUAAGCGAUGGGAGAAUGAAUAAUUAUCAUUGGUGGUAGGGUUGGCACUAUGAAUGGGCAGCGAGGCUGUUUUAAGAGGCACAACAGCAGAAGUUCUUACUUGACAAUUUCUCUUGCAGAUUUACUUGCAACUUUGUAUAUGAUUAUAUGUAGAGAAUGCUGUAGUGCAACCAGUGCACGGUGGACCGCACUUCAUUUUUCUGAUAUUUGUAAAAUCUCUACAUCAUUUCUUUUGUUUCUUUGGCCAGCAAUCUCAGAUAGUAGUUCAAGUCACUAAUUGAUUCAGUUAUUUUUUAUUUCUUCCUUGGUAUUGAAGGUAUGUGGAAGGUUGGUAAAAUGUAAGUUCUUGUUGGAAGUCCUUAAAACUUUCUUAACAUUGGGGCAAGGCAUUUCUUAAUAAAAAAAAUCAAAUACUAGCUCUACAAUGUUUAUGUACAACAUGAGACAUGACGGAAUCCGUGUGUGAUUUUUUUUUUUUAAUAUCACACAGGACAUUUUAUGUAUUUUUUUUAUUUAAUAUUGUAUAAUAUUGUGUAAUAUGUAAUAUGAUAAAGGCUUUAUAUUUGU